Messenger RNA from Dermacentor silvarum, 945 nucleotides. RefSeq names its product acetylgalactosaminyl-O-glycosyl-glycoprotein beta-1,3-N-acetylglucosaminyltransferase. Lineage: Eukaryota; Metazoa; Arthropoda; Arachnida; Ixodida; Ixodidae. Gene Ontology annotation, cellular component: membrane. The coding region runs from base 1 to 945 and encodes 314 amino acids. The transcript has 2 exons. Gene Ontology annotation, molecular function: hexosyltransferase activity. The record is from RefSeq and is a predicted model, not a curated record.
AUGAAGAUACUGUUUCCCGGUAGCUACUGUAAAAAGGGCAUCGUGGUGAUCGCUACGACGAUCCUGCUGGGCAUCAUGUUCACGGUGCCGACAAGGAAAGCGAAAUUCAUCACGGCAUCGCCUCUUCUGGACCCAGCAGUUGAGCAAGAGGGACGCCGCACAGCACCGCCAACCACCGAGCGUUCAAAGGCAGGGGAUCGCAAGCGCUGUCAGCACCGGCUCGCUUCGUUGGACUGGCCAAAAGCUGGUAAGAACUGGCACAGUGGUGGAUGGGCGGUUAGCCAGCUAUGCAAACAACCUCUGGACACACUUUUCUUCGUGCACUCGGCGCCGAACAACUGGAAGCGGCGCGCUGACCUGCGCGCCACUCUGUUCGAAGAGGCGGCCUGCACCGCUUUCAACUGGACAGCCGUUUUCUUCAUUGGCGAAGACGAUGAUCCCAAGGUAAAUCUCUGGACGAGGUUCGAGGUUGAAGUCUUCGGAGACAUCGUGAUGUUGCGCUACAACGACACAUUCCUUACCCUUACGUACAAAUUCGUCGGUGGCAUGCAGUGGGUCACCGAGAAUUGUCCCAACGUGAGCACCAUCGUCAAGAUCGACGACGACGUCAGCGUACACCCGUUGGAGCUUCGGCGAUACCUGGAUGAGAAGCUGCCACAGAAGAAUAGUUCUAUACAUUGCAAUGUACUUCAACGUAAUCCCGUACACCGUGACCCGCACCACAGGUACUGCAUCCCGGAGGACGAGGUGGCACAAGACACGUACCCUCUUAUGUGCUCUGGUUGUUGCAUAAUCAUGACAAUCGACACGAUGCGGAAGCUGCUCAGAGCCUCGGAGAUUGCCAAGGCCUAUGCCAUCGAUGACGCUUACGUGAGCGGACACCUCGCUUUGAUAGCUAAUGUCGCACACGUCAUGAUCAACUCGAAGGUAUUCUACAACGUCUGA